CUUCGUCUUUUCUUCGUUUCAUUACCCGAAUACACGAUCGGUGUGGAAAAUCUCAGAAAAGAAAUAGUCUAUUUGCAUAGAUGUAUCUAUCAAGAAAAUAACACACACGAAUAAUAGUACAUUUCAAAGUAGAUUUUCGAAGAAUAAUAUUUGUGAUAUCGUCAUUCUUCUCCAUGUUUCGAUGCGUAAGAUCGGUCAAUGAUGGUUUCUAGUCGAUUCAUAUAUUAUAAAAACACAAAAACGAUAUCCUCAAAAUUAGAAAAAGACUGACAAAGAUUUCACAUUAUCUCGAUUUAUGUUCGCGACACAGAAAACCCUUUGAUCUUCUCAAUGUAAAGGUGUAUUUGAAAAAAGGGAACGGGUCUCGUCUAUAAAAAAAAUCUUGCAGCACUAAACCUUCAGAUAACGAUUAUGCAGGUGUAUGCAAAUGUUGGCAGGAGAACGGACGCGAAGUUGGUGGUACUCGCGUAACAAUUAAUUCGCCGGUCUUUGCUCGACUGCCCCGUGAAAUAAUCGGCUGUUACAUGAUCGUUACGCCGUGCGGAACUUCCUUGGCCGACGGAAUUAUACACAGGUAUAUACACGGUCGUUGAUCCUCCGGCAAUGGAAGCCGAUUCCAACGUUCUCCAUUCUCGUUAACGGCCCGUUGAUUUACUAUUUCUUCGCUAUUUUUGCGCGUUGGUGGCCGAUAAACGUCAUUUGCGACGUCCCAUUAUGUACGCGAGAAAGAAGAAAAGACGAUGCUGCUCGGAAAGCGCCGCUUAAUUGAAACGUUACGCAACGGAUGCUAAUUAAAAGUGACGUACGUCGGUUUAAGGCUGUGCCUCAUCUCCGCUAAAUCGUUAUUUAUAACGUCGAUCAUGGGAGAUGUUUCGCCUGGGCCACGUUAAACGAGCCUCAUUAGGCUACCAAGCGUUAAGUUGCCACGAAAUUGAGGCGAACCCGAUUGGGGAGAGACGACAUCUUCUUCGCUCGCAAUUGUCGAGCGUAUCGUUGGCCCGCAGAGCUAAUUGAUCGAGUAAUCGGUGACCAACAGCGAGGAUCGGAACGCGUGCACACACAUUGCAAGAUUAAUCGCAUCUAUCAGGGGAGAAGUUCAGUUUUGAAGAAUCGGAGUAGUUUCUUCCUUUCUCUUCUUUUCCGUCGUUUCUUUUUCGUUCGUUGUCGAUUUAGCGGAUCUCCGAUAAUUCGAUAUUUUAUCCUGUUUUUUUUUUUUUUUUUUUUAUUAUAUCAGUUAUUUUCAAUCCCGACGUCUUAAUAGUUGGUAAAAGCAACUUUAGAUGAGAGCUUCGUAAUACUUUAAUGUUCCCUGCCUCAUGCUCCUACCACAUUUUCGAUUCCCGAUUGCAAUUAGAUAGAGUGCACGAUGCAUACAAAUGUAGCUGGAAAAUCGUCGAUCAUGUCACGUGGCCUUGCAUUCGUAUCUCACGUGUAAGUUCUCACCGGUGUCAAGGUUAUAAACGGAUCUUCUGCAACGAUGUUCGCACAUAUGCAGUAAUAUUCACCUCGAGAUUCAUACUAAUAUUCACUCUAUUCACAUUUAUAUUUCCAUUAUCAUAGCCGUCCCGUAGAGACCAGCAAAAUUUCCAUACGAAUUUCUAUUCAAGACUCAUCCACGUCGCAAAAAGGUAGGUGGGACGAUAAACUGCUACCAAACCGUUCUUUCUGAAGCGUUUCUAAAACGGUUCUUAAGCAUUUUCCUCUAAUGUAUACGAGUAUGAGCCGUUUCAUAUAUUCUUUAUAUAUCCGUCCCAGUUCGAACAUCUCCAACUGAUUUCCCAUGAACGAUUUAAGCAACUUAAUUACCGGAAACCAUCUCGUUUGCUCUUCAACGUUCCUCGAUCGUACCUUACGACACUUCGUUCCAACGAUUCCCUUUAUGCUUGCACGCUUAACAUUUUUAUUCGAUACGAUCCCUCUUUUAACAAGCAAAAAGAAAGAAAAAAGAAGAUUGAAAUUCUGUUCCAUAAGAAAAAGUUGUGCUACCACCUCCAUCGGCAUCUUUCACAUCGAUGCACAUUGCAGGAGAAGUUCAGUUAGUCGUAGAUAGCUUCUGCGAUUCGUGGGAGAUAGAUUUGCAGAAAGUGCGCGAUAAGUUCUCGGGGAACGUUACACGUACGAAGUCCGCGGAUUGCAAAUCGCGCCUCCAUUGGUCUGUCCAUUAAUUCGAAACAAAGGGCCAUCGUAAAUCAACGCGCCGUCGAGACACGUGAGUCACAUUUCGGCCACGAGGUCGUUCGCGCUCGAUUCUUCAUGCUGGCCAGCUUGUUCUUUGGUGAUUCGAGGAAUGUCAUUGGACAUGAUGCAGAUUCUUCGGGGACCACCAACAUGGAGCGCGUACACGCGAUGCAUCGGCAUCGUCUGUUGCGGAUGGCGCUCAGACCAUCGCUAUUUCUGUGAGAGCGACAACGGAUUUUGGCGUCCUCCGCAUCUUGCUCGUCUGCAUGAAGGACUCGAGCUUCGGUGCCUCGAAAGGAUGAGGCGGCUCGACGACGGCCAUGUUCAACGACCGCCUCCGUUCAGGGUGCUCGCGGCAUCCGAUGGCAAUUACCUGUCACCGAACGCGAUUCCGCCACCGCCGCCGCGUGCACCCGAGCCGUAUAAGAUCGCGCCCUCCACCACAUCCUCCUCGAGGGCGCAUCGUCGAUCCAGCUUCGUUAUCAUCGCGGACUCGAGGCCCGUUUCCCCGGAGGCGAGGAGUCCAUCGCCGCCGUUGGCCACUGGCAGGGUCUCGCCCUUUCGGGGACGUGGCUUUAAAGGACCACUGCCGCGAUCUAAGUCCAGGCCGCAGUCUCCGGAAUUUACGAAUGGUCGUAGAAGAGGAAAAAACGAACGACGAGUUUCAGUGUCGCAACAGAACAGCCCAAGAAGAAGCCUGAUCCCGCAACCAACGCGUCAGCGUUCGACGUCUUUGAGCAAAUCAACGGAGCGCCUUGCCUCGCCGAAGCUGGGUCGUCGCGUGGAUUCGCGCACUCGCUUCAAUACGACGGAUUCCAGGAAUCGUUUGAACGCCUCUGGGAACAGUAGCAGCGUGACAAACCUCGCCACCCGUCGACAAGCCUCGAAAACAGUCAGCAAGCUCUCCCCGAUCCAAGGAACUCCGACGAAACCGGAUAAAACGCCACAAUUUAAGAAAAGGGAUCGUUCGAAGGAAUCCGCGAGAUUGUCGCCGGCGAAGCAGCAGAAAUUUGCCGCGUCUCCAUCGAGGAAUGCUUGGAACGCGAAGAAGCAAACGCACGAGAAGGUUUCCGUUCCAGGAAAAACGCAAGGCAAGGAACGAGUGGUAUCACCGUCGAAGAUUCCGCUGAAAACGAACAGAGCCAGCUCGAAUGUCUUGAAUCCAGCCAGAUUCAUCAACAUCCCUAAUCAAGCUAAUGGGAAAAAUAAAAAGGCUAUCGAUAAAGGGUCCAAGGAAGUUCGUAUAAGCAACGGGCAGACGAACGAGUCCACUCAAAGCAGUAAACAGUCUGACUCAGGAUCGAAAGGCUCUCAGGCUAACGAGAAGAAUUCGAGUACGGAACAGUUAGUUGAUCUGCAUCUUAUUGAUCUUUUAAAACAAACUUCUAGCGCUACAGGUACGUCUAGCGUGGUGAACACAACAGCGACGACGGCUGUUCAGCCGCUUCACAUCGACGUCAAUGCGGUUCUUAUGGAUAAAGAGAAUUCCGAAAGGAAAAGUCAGUCUGAGAAAACGAAAAGCCAGUCUGAAAAGACGAAGAGCCAGCAAGACCUGUCUAAUAGCAAAUCUUCCAAUUCAUCGAACGACGAAAACAUCGGCAAACAGGUCCAAAAUUCUCAAGUUGCUGGUAGCGAGGAUAAUCGUCAGAUCUCCAAAUCGAAUAAAUCUAAUGGCAACCAUGGUCGAACGAAGGGCGGAACAGAGAGUAGAAACGGUUCGCCAGUUCCUACCGAAAAUGUUAGCGGUCACUCGAAGAGUAACAGUACCAGUCAUUCGGUGAAAAGCAUAAACAGGGUGAUCAGUGCUACGAACAACACUGGUUCGGCGACGCAGCGUUCGAAUAAGAUUCAGAAUGCGGUGAACGAUCAGAAUACGAAGAAUUUUAGGCCGAACGAUCAGAAGAUCGACGAAUCUGUCUCCUUUCAACCCGCGUCAUCCAACGUCCAAUCGAAUUCAACUAAAGCCAACGAGAUUGAAUCGGUAAACAGUUCCAUCGGAAAUUCUUCGGGUGCAGAGACUCAAAGGACAGCAGUUUCCGUCGCGAGUGCUUCUGUGAGACAGGAAGACGCGAGGACGAUUUCGCGGUCCACUAAUAAUUCUGGAACGAAGAUCGUAACGAAUGCAACUACGGUAACCGUGAAAGGUACUUGCGUUUCCGUGAAAAGUACUUCUGACCAAUCGACGAUAGCCUCGAGGGCGAACAACGUGUCCAACGUGGUUGGUGCGGUGAGCAACGAUGCGAGAAAUGUAAAUAGCGCCGGGAUGAAAGCUCGUACUGAUAAUCACGGAAGUGGUACGUCCGUAAAAUCGUCCGCGAGGGUGUCGAUCGAUUCCAUCGAGACCGUUCGAUCUACGGACACUGGGGUGAGCGUGGACACCGUCAGAGGAGUAUCUUCGCCGAGGGAGAAAACUGGAAUGCACGUGGUGAAAAGGCCGCAGGAGAUCGAGACGUUAAGUGGGAACGUGGUAUACUUGGAGCAAAACGGCGAGCCAGCGGUACUGGCAGCGGCGAACGGCGUUGGCGAACGUGCCCCUGACAGGCUUCUUACGCGCUGGAAGAGGUCCCUGAGUCGUUGCUGCGAGUGUUGUCCAAGAAUGAGGUGCUUGGCGUGUCGUACGGACCCCAAGGGUCUUACCUGGCCCGGAAACCACGCCAGGAGCACUACGUUAGUGAACAGGAACGAGCAACCCCUGACAAGGGACAAUGUGCCUGCUGGCUGCUGGCCUAAAUUCAAGAAUAGAUGCAGAUGCAAACGACUGAAGGAAAUGAAAUGUUGCUCAAAAAGAUCGAGGGUCGCGCCGGCCGAGGCUACAGUCUGCUGUCCUCCGGAAAGAAGAUUCGGCGCUAUUUGCCGCCGUUUGUUCGGCAACUGCAAAUGCAAGCGGAACGCUGAUGCAGAACACGCAAGAAACAUACGUGCCAAGCACAGUCUUACCAGCGUAGCACCGCCCCCGUUAUCGGAGGAACCAAAAGCUAAAAUACCGGAUGUCCUGGUAGAGCACAAUUCCCUGAUGCGUGGCGCUAUUCCUUGUCUGCCAGUUCCUCUUGCUUGGUUUUGUCUCGUGUGGAACGUUCUACUGCCUGGCUCUGGCACGGUAUGGAGUGGGAUUUUCAAUUUGUGCGCCGGGCAACCGAGAUUCUCAGCUGUGGCUGGAGUGAAGUCGAGACUAGGCGCGUUCGUUGUGAACCUGAUGGUCGGGGUGGGUCAAUUAUUCACCGUUUUAUUCUGCCUAGUUGGGUGGGGCUGGAGCAUUUGGUGGGGCGUCACUUUGGUCCGUUUAGCGAGGAAGUACAAGAGGUUCAAGGCUUCCGAAGCAGCCAACAACGAUCCGGAAGCGAGGGGUGGAGAACCAGCGGCUCUGCCCCCCGGUGUACCGAGUCAUGUGUUGAGAGGGAUGGAACGGGCGCGAUAAUCGAAGUCCUCGCCACAGAUUCCGCGGCAACGUUUUUAUAUUUCGUCUUAGCGAUUCUUCACUACGUGCCUUCCCGAAAGCUGCGAACAGAAAACGAAACUUUUUUUCGCUUGGUGGACUCGUACGCUAAGGAUCCGUUUGAAACAAAAGAGAAGAAAAAAUAGAAAAGCGAAGAAUUUUUUCCACGGUCCAUAGAUUAUUGUACUUUUACGAAAUCGUAAGGAAUACAUCGGACGACGCAUGUAGCUCUGUAUCGCGUUAAAUGAAAUUCGAGGCAAUUUUCUCGUCGAAAAAUUAAUUCGCGAAAGGAGAAUAACAUUGGUACAGAAACAUAAAAAUGGAAAAGAAAACACAGAGAAGAAAUAAAAAACGACGUUACGUGGUUGUUCGCGAUCGAGGAACGAAACGAAGUUCUCGGAAAUUAAUCGCUUUCAGUGAAAGCAUACCUAUUCGUGGCGUUCUUUCAAAAUGUACUCGUUGCGUCGAACGGAAAUUGCUUUUUAUUUUCUCUCGUCCUUUCUUCCGUGCUCACAGCGGCGAUACAGCGUUUUUAGUCUUUUCUUUUUUCCUUUUUCUCCAUUUAUUGUAUUUUUAUUCCGAAAUGAGAACGUCGAACAAACGUUUCGCGGUAGAAAUCAAAGAAGAAAGACAAAGCAUGUGACCUUACUCUCUCUCUCUCUCUCUCUCUCUUUCUCUCCCUCUCUCUCAGCCUCGUUCAAAGGUAUUUUUCUUUCCUACGUCGAUGGAAUAAAUACGUUUUGAAAAAACGCACUUUAUAUUUUUACAAGCGCAACACAUAUUAUAUGUAUACAUACAUUCAUAUAUUCAACUAUCCGACUUAUUCAACUUACAACUAAAAAUCCUUGUAAAUAUGAAAAUAUAUUACUUACAUCGGUUUUUAAUCUAA
Messenger RNA from Bombus terrestris (buff-tailed bumblebee), 6500 nucleotides. RefSeq names its product protein stum (gene stum). Gene Ontology annotation, biological process: taxis; sensory perception of mechanical stimulus; proprioception. The record is from RefSeq and is a predicted model, not a curated record. Bases 2288 to 5593 code for a protein of 1101 amino acids. Lineage: Eukaryota; Metazoa; Arthropoda; Insecta; Hymenoptera; Apidae. Gene Ontology annotation, cellular component: sensory dendrite. The transcript has 9 exons.